Ostertagia ostertagi is the source of this 1323-nucleotide messenger RNA. The record is from the annotation of a GenBank genome assembly. Lineage: Eukaryota; Metazoa; Nematoda; Chromadorea; Rhabditida; Trichostrongylidae.
AUGUUCGGAUAUGUUGGUUUUGCUCCUCCCUACUUUGUCAUAGAAACGGUGAGCGCUGGUCAACAGCUGGAUCGUGCGUACGUGGACAAAUUACUGAAACGAGGGCCCUACGUCUACGAAUUGUUUUCUGUCAUGGUUCAUCAAGGCAGUGCUGCAGGAGGGCACUACUUUGCACAUAUCAAAAAUAUGGAUCAAGGUCGGUGGUACUGUUUCAAUGACACUCGCGUAGAGCCAGUAGGCCCUGAAGAAAUUGCAAAGAGUUUUGGUGGCUCAUAUGGAGGAUGGUCUACCAGCAACACGAAUGCAUACAUGCUUAUGUAUAGGAAGAUACACAAAAACAACUCCUCGUUUAUCCGCACGGCGGAUCUCCCGCAGCAUAUCACCCAACUAAAGAGUCAGUGGAGGGAGCAGGAGGCAGAACGAGAAAGGCAACGAAUAUAUCAAAUGAAUCUAGUUAAUAUCAAAGUUCUUUUAAAUAUGGUGAGCGACGACGAAAACUUGUUGAGUGAGCCGUAUGUUGUGGAUAUGCCUCGUACACAAGUUUUAUGCGAUGUUUAUAAUCAAGCGUUGAAGUUUUUUGAAGAGAAAUCUCGAGCGUCAGCUAAAGAGGGCGACAGUCCUGUCAUAUUUCGUCACCAUAGUCGUCUAAUACGCGUUGCCAACGAACGCGGUCUGACUAUUUACGAAGCGUAUGUAUCGAGGGCAGAUCUAGCCAAGAAAAUCGAGACUUGUCUAUCACCGGGAAGAUCUAACACUCUUAUGUUUUUGCUUGAUGUUUGGAGGCCCAGAGGCAUCCCUUAUCCAGUCUUUCCGCCAAACGGCCGCACUAUUCGUGUUGCACGGGUCGAUAUCGCAGCUCGUCUCAUCUACCCUUCCUUUUACGUCUAUGUCAAUCCUGAGCUGCGUACUGUAAUUCAAGUGAAGCAGUUAAUUGGCUCAAUGUUCGGAGAUGGCCAGAGGGCGGCAGUUGCUUCUCGGUUAGUGUUGGAACGGGAUACGCAACCGAAUGGUUUGGUAUUACUUGACUCGCCAGCCACAAACUUUGCUGAAUUGCUACAACAAUGCUUCUCGGGAGUGCCAUUAGUGUACUGCGAUAGUGGGUCAAAAGGCGAUUCAUUGGCCGAAGUUGAAGAAGAUAGAAGGAAGCCGUUAAACGAGAGCAUAAUGUUUGCUGUCCUGGACCGGAAGAAAUUCGCACAGGUUCUACUUGUGGAAUUGCCUCCGCCAGGUUUGCUUUUGAAGUUUUCGAUUCAGAAGUUUUCAAUUAAGUACUCAGAUUCAAUGGUUGAUUAUUGGAUUACUUCAUUGGCAGUUGGUUCAUGA